CGUGGAAAACGUCAAUAACUCGUGAGUUUUCCAUUUUCACCCGUGUUGUUUUCGUGGUGGAAAAUCUUUCUAAUCGAAAUUAGCGAAAAACUUUGCUUUAUUUCGCGAAAUAUCGAUUCCAAUUGAAGUGUUACUAAAGCGCGCGAUUAGUGCGAUUAGGGUAGCGUACCGGAAGUGGACCAAAGGCCCAAAAUUCAUACGCAUAUGGUGAUGCGUAUCGGAAGGAAAACUCAUUAGGUGAAAAUUUUCCUCGUUUUACAAUUUUCACCCCGCACCCUUGAGGAGUUUUCCCCUAUCAGCUUGCGACAAUAAUAUGAGGCUCUAGACUGCGUGGGACGAAGAUGAUGACGAUGUCUUGAAGAAAAUCUAACAACUGGUUAACAUGGUCAUGGUCAAACAUUUGUGUGGAAUAAGAGUUGAACAAAUCUCGCUGAAACAUAUUUCAGCUGAAUAAACUGUUAUUCAACUACUAAUGUUACUUGGAGUCGGUCGCAUUUGCAAAACAUACGAAUACUUCUGGUGCUAGAAUACUUAUACAAUGUUGUAGGAAUGUCUACCGAAAUCGAGAUCAAUGAAUGUUGCGACAAUAUCUCGCAAAAUACCAGCGAGUAUUGUGAGGACAAAAUCGAUGAAACGCGCUUCAGUUCCGGAAUGCUGUACGUAGAGAACGACCAGAUGUUUCGGAAGGCUACUUCAGACGACGAGUUCGAUUUCGAUUCGGCCUUCAGCUCCGAAUCAAACAACGUCCUGACCGAUGAAAGCACUAACGAGGGUGGUGCAGCCGGACAUGACGAGUGUCUUGAAGAGAAUGAACGACUCCGGUCGUUGGAGGACGAGCAUGAGGCACUGUCUUCCAAUUUGAUAGCCCUCACGUCGCACUUUGCCCAGGUUCAGUUGAGACUGCGACAGAUAGUGGAAGCUCCCCCCGAAGAACGGGACAACCUGUUGAAAAAUCUAGAAGAGUUCGCGUUCCUGGGAAUACCUGAGCUGCAACAAGACUCCAACAAGAAGAACAUUCCGGAAAUUGUCGCAGACUUGGACAGAAGCCCGGAAUCGGUCGAGCAUCUACGCGAGAAACAGCACGCAUUGAUAGAUCAACUGAAGAAUCAGUUGAUAGAUUUGGAACGUUACGCCUAUGAAUCCGGAGCAGGCAUUCUUCCACACACCAUCCUGCUCGAGAAGCAAAAGGUCAUCAUCGACGAGAUCAAGAACAAAAUCAACUUGAAUUUGAACGAGCUCGACCUACCACAGUUAACUACCGAAGACUUGAGAAAUCAAGUAGACACGGCACUAGACGAACAGCUGGUGAACCCACUGAAGAUGAAGGAGCAACUCGUAUCGCAGCUAAAGACGCAAAUUCAGGAUCUGGAACGCUUCAUCAGCUUUCUGCAGACCAAUGAAAAGGAGGAAAUCAAGAAGCGGUUCUACCAGCAGCAAGAACUGGCUAAAGCCGAAGCAGCCGAACGUAGUGAGGCCCAAGAGCGAGCCAAGACUCGUUCGAUUUCCUCGCACAGCAAGAAGGACGCGAAGACAAAUAACCAGUUCGAGGGUAACGAGAAUGCUCCCAAGCGGGAAACACUAAACAGCAAAGCCUUCGGUCUCAUGGAUAAAGCCAGCACGAUUCUGCAUAUGUUUGCCCUGUCGCAGUUCAACUGCGGAAGCGAACGCAACCGCGAGCACUUCCAGCGGAACAUGAUGAAACGAUCGAAGGAGAACUGUUGGGGAGACAUUCGGGCAAAGUUGGAAAUCGAUGUGCAGGAAGUGGUUUCGCUAGCAAUGGACACGCAGGAGGAUUUCCAGCUAUCGGAAACAGCAAGUGAGUGUGGAGAAUCACGAACGGUGAGCGGCCGCAAAAAUUACGAACUGACAAUGGUGGUACGGAAACAGCUGGCCAAGACUAUCCAAGGACUGAUGCAGCAUGGGCUGCGAGGAAUAACAGAAAGCAGCGGCAGUCUUGUUCCGUUCAUUUCCGGUUGCUUUUCCGGGGGAGGUUAUCAUAGUCAAGGCCCUUCGAAAAACAGCGCGGAAGAGCGAUUCUAUCGCGGAGACAGUAGAAGGAAAAGUACUGGCGGCAUGACUAAGGCGGCUACGACACCGCCAAAGCGCAACUCAAGCUCACUGGAAGAGGAAGAGCCUAUAGAGAUGAAUCUGUUCACACAGUUGGAGGAAGACGAGGACGAAGAGGUGGAGUACUGUGAUGGAGACGAGUCGGAAAUGCAUGCGUGGGAGUUGUUACUAUUGUACUACAAUAUAAAGAACGGCGAUCGGUAUAAUUCAGCCCCAGCUAGGAAGCUCUCCGAGAGCUUCAACUUGGACUUGGUGGAAGGAAGGCCACAGUCCAAUAAGCAGAGUCUGUUGAGUGCGAUAGGGACGAUCAUCGCUCUACACAGUCCUUACAAAAGAAGUUACAAUUCACAGUUUAAAGCCUUCAUCUGUGCGGCACUGAACGCUCAAAAACUCACCCAAUGGCUCCACCUAAUCUACCAAUGCAAAGAGUUGGUCAGUUCGUACUAUACCAGUUGGAGUUAUGUCGCCAACACAGGAUUCCGUGACGCCCUGAAGACACUGGAUCGUCUCACGCAGUACCGGUUCGAUUUGCCAGUGGACCUUUCCGUUCGGCAGUUCAAAAAUAUCAAAGACGUAUUUAUGUAGAACUUUCUCCUUGGUUAGCUGCCAAUCAUUUCCACUACACAUGUAGUCUUCUAAAUCCUCGCGAUAAAGCACUGAUGAAUGUAGAAUUCCGCAAAUUUCCGCAAGAUUAACCGUAAACAUUCCGUUCGAAAGCAUUGCCUAAUACACUUUUCUAGUCAUGUAAGAAUCCUGCUAAUUUAGGCCUUUCCAACUACCAGCCAACACCCCGAGCUUAUGGUCACACAUAUAGCACAACGACUAUCCUACUACCACAGGCAAGCAGAUGCAACACUCUACUGGCUAUCCCUCAACUACCAUAUUAACGGUUGAUUCAUAACUCUGGUAAACCGUGUACAUACUAGUACAUUGAGCAUUAGGCGGUAAGACUUUUGCGGUAAUCAUUUCAAUCACAAUUUGUUCUAAGUGUUACGUCUGUUUGUCUGUAUUAUUACUAUCAUAAUUCCUACCACUAUUGCUCACAACAUUUCGAUGAAAAGUUAACAAUGCACUGAUCUAUCAAUAGAUAACCGAGAAGAAUAUUUAUUUAAAUACCAUCUUACUACAAGAAUAAUAUAUAGCAGGAACUUCAGAUUGUUACAGCAGAGAAGCAGAAUAAUGAAUAAUAGGAACGAAUAGUUGUGUUUUACGAAUACUAUGCUUUAUAUGACUAAUCCAAAGAACUAUAUCAACAAUAUUGAACAAUAACGAUUAAAAAAACCCCUGGAAAUUUAACCAUUAUACAACCGUGCAGGCAAAAGGAAAGGUAUUAUUGUUAAUUAUGAUCUUUAAAGUAAAUUGCGUUUUACGUCACCAAGAUGACGUCAACUGAUCCAAAGGAACCGUGUUAGCGAAUGUUGCCAUAUUACAUAAUAAGCGAAGAUGGGAAACGGA
Molecule: messenger RNA, 3522 nt
Organism: Aedes aegypti (yellow fever mosquito)
Lineage: Eukaryota; Metazoa; Arthropoda; Insecta; Diptera; Culicidae
Product: RUN domain-containing protein 1
Exons: 3
Coding region: 550-2652 (700 amino acids)
Source: RefSeq, a predicted model, not a curated record